This is a messenger RNA of Danio aesculapii, 8803 nucleotides long. Its product is annotated as protocadherin alpha-C2-like. Gene Ontology annotation, molecular function: calcium ion binding. The record is from RefSeq and is a predicted model, not a curated record. NCBI's taxonomy places the organism in Eukaryota, Metazoa, Chordata, Actinopteri, Cypriniformes, Danionidae. The transcript is spliced from 3 exons. Gene Ontology annotation, biological process: homophilic cell-cell adhesion. The coding region runs from base 183 to 2576 and encodes 797 amino acids. Gene Ontology annotation, cellular component: plasma membrane.
GCUCGCGGGGAUGCUUGCGCUUCUGUUGGCUCUCUGUAUUAAAUAAUUCUGUGAUAGUUUUCACCUGCUUUGUGGACAAGUUAGAAAGUAUUGGAAUACACUGAAUGUCUUGCAUUGGCGAUCAUCGUUGUUGAGGACGGCUGUGUUUUGGGCUCAUAAAGAAAACACGCUUCACCAGCAGAAUGGAGGCACAACCUACAAUGAACUGCUUUGCAACCUUACUUCUGCUUUCGGCAUUCGUUUACACGGCGUUUGGUGUCACGCAUUAUUCUAUUCCUGAGGAGAUGGAGGUAGGCUCUGUUGUUGCUAAUUUGGCUGCGGAUUUGGGAAUCGAUGUUCAAACGUUGGGAAGACGAAAAAUCCGGUUAGAUAUCCUUGCAAAUAAGAAGUAUCUAGAUGUGAAUAAAGACACCGGAGAGCUGUUUAUUUUGGAGCGCAUUGACAGAGAAUAUCUUUGCAUAUCAAAAACAGUGUGUUACCUAAAAAUGGAAGUUAUUUUGGAAAAUCCAGUGCGCAUAUUUAACAUUGAACUUGAAAUAAUGGAUAUUAACGACAACGCGCCUCAUUUCCGUAGGGAUAAUAUUAAUUUGGAUAUCUCUGAAUCAACUGCUGCUGGCGAGAGGUUUUCUUUAAGUAAUGCGGUGGAUCCUGAUAUUGGUUCAAAUUCCAUUAAAGGUUAUCACUUGAGUGACAGCGCAAACUUCGAUAUUGAAAUACAAACAGGAAGGGAUGGCUCAAAAUUUGCUGAUUUGAUACUAAAAAAAUCUUUAGAUCGCGAAGAGCAGGCCAUACAUAAUCUGAUUCUCACUGCUGUGGAUGGAGGAGUCCCCGCGCGCUCUGGCACGGCCAGUAUUAUCGUGCGCGUUCUGGACACCAAUGACAACGCCCCUCAAUUCGAUAAAGACAGUUAUACUAUAAAUCUGACUGAAAACGCGCCUAUUGGAAGUCUUGUAGUGAGAUUAAACGCCUCAGAUAAAGACGAGGGCUCAAAUUCAGAUUUACUUUACUCUUAUAGUUUAUACACUUCAGAGAAAACACAGCAGACUUUCAGUCUGAAUCCUAAUAAUGGAGAAUUCAGAGUGAAAGAGCUGAUUAAUUAUGAGGAUUUCAGGAUCUAUGAUAUGGAAAUUAUAGCAACAGAUAAAGGAGCUAAUAGUCUUACAGGAAAGUGUAAAGUAAAGAUUUUAAUCACAGAUAUGAAUGAUAAUCAUCCUGAAAUUUCCAUCAAAUCAUUCACAAGUCCAGUUAAAGAGGAUGUGCCUGUAAAUACAGUGAUUGCAGUUGUUAGUGUGAGUGAUAAAGACUCUGGAGAAAAUGGACAGGUAGACAUUCAUAUUUCUGCUGAUUUACCUUUUGCGCUUAAAGAAUCAUCUGAUAAUUAUUAUGAAUUAUUAGUUUCAGAGCCGUUAGACCGUGAAAAGCUUCCAGAAUAUGACAUCACUAUCACCGUCACUGACAGGGGCAACCCGCCGUUAUCUGAUAAUGAAACUAUAACUUUAGAGCUGCUGGACGUGAACGACAAUGUUCCUCAGUUCCCACAGACUUUCUACACGAUACCAGUAAUGGAGAAUAACGCGCCUGGAGCUUCACUGAGCUCUAUAACUGCUGUAGACCCAGACCUCCAUGAAAAUCAGUAUCUGGUUUAUUUCAUCAUAGAGAAGGAAAUAGCCAACACCUCCAUGUCCAUGCUGUUCUCCAUUAACCCGGAGAACGGCAAUCUUUACGCGCUAAAGACGUUUGAUUAUGAGAUAGAGAAGGAUUUUCUGUUCCACAUCGAGGCCAGAGACUCUGGUGUUCCUCCGCUCAGCAGUAACGUGACCGUUCACAUUAUUAUCAUGGACCAGAACGACAACACACCGCUUAUAGUGUCUCCGUGGCGCGCGCAGGGCUCGGAGGUGAAGGAAACCAUCCCGAGAUCCACAGAUAAAGGAACUCUGAUCGCCAAAGUCAUCGCCAUAGACUCUGAUUCAGUGCACAACUCUCGCAUCACCUACCAGUUUCUCCAGAACACCGACGCUACAUUAUUCAGCUUGGAUCAAUACAACGGAGAGAUCCGGACCAUGAGGAUGUUCAGUUACAGAGACUCGCGAGACCAGCGGCUGGUGGUGAUCGCCAAGGACAACGGAGAGCCCGCGCUCUCUGCUACAGUCACCAUCAAACUGUCCACGGUGGAGACCGCGCUUAAAACCUACACUGAGGUGCCUUUGGAGUAUGACAUCUUCUCGGAUUUAAACCUGUAUCUGGUGAUCGGACUGGGCUCUGUGUCAUUUCUUCUGCUCAUCACUAUAUUGGUGACCAUCGUGCUCAAGUGCCAGAAAGCGAAGCCCAGCAAAGCGGCUCCUCCGAGCAGGAACAGUGUGAUCAGCGAGAGGAACUCCACCAUCGCGGACUCCACUCUGGUCUCCAACGAUGCCUACUGGUACAGUUUAUUUCUAGCAGAGACGAGGAAAGGAAAGCUGGUGGUCAGACAGCCUGUGCCGAAGGGAGCGAGAUACAUCGUGUCCAGCAUCCCGAGGAGCACAGGACUGACUGAGACCAGCGACUCUGCGGCUUCUACUCUACAGUACUCAAAAUGAUCGAGGUCCCUUCUCCCGCUGGAGGCAUCCACCACCACCAGCAGCAGUUCCACCUGAGGUCCCUCCCUCGGAGCAACGUAUGAAAUAAAAGGACCCUCAGCCUGCAUGUGUGUGUCCUCCUGCAUCCGUCAUAUUCACCCGCACCAUGAUGAAAUAAACCCCGAAUGAUGUCUACAUCUUCACCUCGAUGUUUGGAGAGUGUUAAAAGUCUGCUUGGGGACGAUCUGACCAGAGAAAUGGCAGAAAUGAGAUGCGCUUACAGCAGGACUUGGACUGAGUCUGUGAGAACACACACACACAUAUAGACACACACAUUGGUAUUGGUGGUUUACAGGGACUCUCUAUAGAUGUAAUGUAUUUAAUACAGCUUAUUAUAUGGUUCUAUAGACCAUUCUGAGGGAUGUAAACAAAAACAAUGGUCUUAACAUAUUUCCUGUGUUACAUUUUUAAUUUCUAUUGCUUCCUUGAAUCCAAAAAGGGCCGCAUAUUAAUAAAUAAUGUUAUAUUAUAUAAAUAAAAGCUGUUUUACCAUUAGGUUAUGAUUGAAUUGCCUCUUGUUGUUAUGAAAUACUUUGAUAACAAGCAGAAAAUGUUCUUGGGCCAAUGACAUGACCACAUUGAAAUGAUCUACAGCCCAACACACCCCUAAAUCCAUCCCUCACAGGAAACCUGAACCAUGUUCGAAUGGCAAAAUACCAUGUUAAGUGUGAUUUUGAAGCAUUUUGAACUAUAAGGACAUCAUAAACCACACUAUAAUAGAGAACAACUAUGUCAUACCCAUGUAAUUAUACAACAAACAUAUACAUUAUAUAUGUAAACCACCAAAACCAGUACGCACAAACAAGCAUAUCUUGAAAGAGCAUAGCUCAUGUGUUUUCUUGGAGAGACCUUUCUGCAAAACCUAUUUGCUUGUGUUUGCAUGGUUAAAUCUCCAUGUUUGAUGUCUUGAUGUGAAGACAUUUGAGAGAGGAAUUAUUAACAGAUGACCUGGUGUGGAUAUGGAAUUGCCACAAAAAAAUCCCAUUAUUAAUCUAUAGCUUUCACUUUUUUUUUGGUAAAAAUAUCUAGACAAGCUGUAAAUAAGAUCAAUUGGUAACACUUUACAGUAAGGUUGUAUUGGUUAAUGUAUUUACUUACAUAAGCAAUGAGCAGUACAUUUAUUUCAGCAUUUAUUUAGCUUUGUUAAUGUUCGUUAAUGAAUAUAGAUUCAUUGUUAGCUCAGUGCAUUCGGAUGUUAUUUGGAUGCAUUUGCAUUUGGAUGCAUUUGGAUGUUAAUAAUGAUGUAAAUAUUGGACUAUGAUUGAUAAAUGAUGUACAAGUAUUGUUCAGUAUUAAUUUGUGGUAGUAAAUACAUUCACUAACAUAAAUUACCGGUUAAUUUAUCUUACAAACAAACAUUUUAAAGCAUAAACCUUAUUAAAUGUUGACAAAGCAAGUGAAAAUAAAAGAAAUGAGCAUGCAAAAAAUAAUUAUAUUGGCAAAACCUGCUUAUACAAAGUGCAUUUUGGCUUUGGAUUCAAAUAGAUAUGGGAAAUUAAGAUUAAAAAUGGGAUUUUUUUUCCUCUUCUGUGCAAUAUGAGUGAUAUCAAACAAGUAUAAAGCAGACUAAAAUGACCUGUGGGGAGAUCGCCGGACUGAGUUUGCACAUUAAAAGCGUCUCUUUCCCUGUAACAGAUGUAUAAAGCAUUUAUUGUGUGUUUUUUCUCGGAUCUCAUGAAGAUUUCUAUCAGAAUAAUGCAAGUGUUAUCCAGUGUAUUCAGAACAGGUCACAGCAAAGCUGAUUUGGUGUGCCGUAUAGUCUUCAGUAGUGUCGUAUUAAGUCUGUGGUGCUGUUUGUGUCUGUAUUUUUCAGUUUCAGUAUGUAAAGCAUCAAGGUUAAGAAAUCGAAGCACUGAUCUGAACUGAGUAGUUAUUAUCUGAUUUGAUUUAUUAUGGGUGUAGAGGAGGCUGUAAAAACACCAAUCCUGCUGUUUUUUAAUGGUGAAGAGGAGUCUAAGGAUAUGUUUCAAUAACAACCUCUGUGUGUAUAUCAAGAGAUCAACCAUACAUUAGUUUUCUCUAUUCUUUUUUUCAUUUAAAAAUAUAUAUUUGUAAUUAUUAAUCAUUUAUCUCAUUUUCCAAUAAUCAUAGAAUCAAAUGCCAGAUUUGGUGGUUAAUGAUCACAAAUGAUAAAUGAUUUAAUUAUAAAUGAAUUACAUUUAUAAUCAUUAUAUUGUGGUUUGUAUACCAUUUAAUCAUUUAGAUUUCUGCUGCUUGUUCAAACUACUGAUUUAAAAUGAGCUGAAUCAACACAAUUCUUGAAUUUUAACUGAAUUAUUUUAUGUUCAAUCCACUUAAAUUUGAAAAAGAAAAAAAAUUAAUCGAUCUGUUUUGGGACAGCAAGAAGGAAUUGUGUGAAACCCAGCAUUUAUUAGUGUUUGUCCUUUUUAUUAUUAUUUAUUAUCAUUCCUAAACAAUACUUAUUGUCAUUUCAUUAACACAUAUUGUCUUAUAACUUAUGGAUUUUUGUCCAAUGCUUAAUUAAGUGCAUAUAUCACAAGUUAAAUGUUUACAGUGCACUCUGUUACAGUCACAGAGAACACCAAAUGGACUACAAAUACUAUCAUACACCUCACACACACACCUGUUCCGGUUUUCCCUGAUGACACAGCCACACAGCUGAGGCUCUUCAUUGUUUCAUUACCUGUACUAUAAAGACUCCUCUCAUUUCCACACACAUUGCUGAGUCUUGUUUGUGUGUUUAAGUGAGCAUUAUGACGUGAUAUCCUUGCCUAGACUCUUGCUUUGUUUCAUUGUUUACGUAGUUUGCCAAUCUCUUUGCUUGUGACCCGACUAAUCUUUUUGCUUCACCUGUAUGUAAGGCCAGACAUAAUCUGUGAACUUUUUUUACUAUUUAUGCUGAAUUGUUUUGAUAGUAUCGUAACUAAAAACUUAAUAUAUGAAAUAAAAAGUAAUAGCUUUUUAACUUUUAUUUAAUUUUUACAAUGCAACUUCAUCUCCAGUUAUUUGGUAAACAAAGCAAGUCUCUCAUAUAAUAUAUCUACCAAAAGACAAAAAGCUGUAAUGUAAAUAAAUCAAUUGAACACUUUCAUAUUAGUCAAUAAUAUUACUGAAAUUAAUUUAAAAACUGAAUAAAUAUAAAUGUACACACAUUUAUAAAUAAAUAGACUCAAUGAUGAGCUAAAAUCUGCAUAUUUCUGUGCGCGCAGAUUCCGUGUGGGCCUGCUUGUAUUUACCCGAUUGCUCCUGUGUUGAACUUUGCCUGCCUGACUAUUCUCUGUUGAGUAAAUACCGCAUUUGGAUGCUCAGCUUUGUUGUCCCAGACCCUUACAUGACACAUGACAGGAUUUGUAGUCCAUUUGGUGGCAGAUUUGUAGUUCUCCAGCGAUCCGCAGCAGCUAGAUCGCUGGUGAAUUUAACAGAGUGUACUAUAAACCUUUAAUUUGGAAUGUAUACACUUAAUUAAACAUUGCAUGAAAAUCCAUAAGCUUAAACAACAAUAUGUGCUGAUGAUAUGACAAUAAGUACAAACCCAUUGCAUUUGUGCAAAAUACUGAAUUAGACAAAAUACUGAAUUAGAAAUUCAAGACUGUGGUGUCUAGUGAUGCAAACGCAGCACAAUGAGUGGAGUCCCAAUGCAAAGACAUUUGAAGGUCGCAGUCAUUUGUUAAACGAUGAUUAUGCUGCCAUAAGACUGAUUCUCAAUCCCUCUUUCAAGCAUAAAAACACACAGACUUCAGAGAUAUUAAUGAGUGAAUACAUAUUAUUAUCUAUUUUCUUUAAACACCGCAUUGUUUCACUGAUGGAGACUUCUUCAGUUUCUAGCAUCCUUUACUAAAUGUUUAAAAUAAGGCCAAAUAUAAAGAGCACACAAGGUGGUGGAUGAUUUAUACUUGCUUUAAAACAAGGAAUAUAGACUGGUUGAUGUAAUUUAUCAACUGUAAUUACUAUUGUGUAAUAUAAUAUUAUAGAAUGUGUUUCUUUAAGUCCUUUGAAUGCUUUGAAAGAGACAAUUUAGCAAAAAAAUACAUACAUUGUGCAUUUAAAGUCCCUGUUUUCCCUUUCUUUUUAUAUUCAUUUUGGUUUCAGCGCCUGGUGUUAAGAUUAUGUAUUAACGAUUAUGUAUAAAUAUCAACUGCUGCUUUUUUAUUGUUGACUUUUUCUAUUUGCUUGCUUUAGCAUUGGCACAAUAUGAAGAUGUCAGUGUUGUUUCAGUGGACAAUAUGGUUUUGUUGUUUUCUGAUAUUUUGCUGCCUUUACAAAAUGUGAUUUAAAGUCAUGAUAUAAUCGUUUAUGUCACAAUGAGGACUUUUCUGAGGGUUCGGCAGCUUCCCCUGGCAGGUCAAAAGGUCAUGUUGUCAAAGUGUUAAGCCAUUGACUGCCUCUGAAAUGAAGUGCACCAUUAUAAUAAAUAUUUACCCUAUUCUCCUUUUAUCUUCUGUUUCAAAAACGUUUACAUGUUAUAUUUUUAUAAACCCGAAGAAAAUAUUCAAGCCUUUAAGCCGCAGACAGGGCCAGACGGAAUCUGCGGAUGUUUUUUGCUAUUUCUGCUGAGAAUUGUGGUAAAAAUCUGCAGAUUUCUGCUGUAUUAUUUUAGUAUUAUUAGUUAUUUAUCAUAACUAAAACCUUAAUAUGUGAAAUAAAAAGUAAUACCUUUAUUUUUUACUUUUGUUAAAUGUUUAAAUUGCAAAUCCAAUUAGGUUCACUUUAUUUGGUAAACAAAGCAAGUCUCUCAUAUAAUAUCUCUACUAAAAGACAGAAAAUAUUACUGUACAAACUGUAUUGUAACUAAAUCAGAUGAACAUUUUCAUAUUAGUCAAUAAUAUUACUGUAAUUAAUAAAAAAACUGAAUAAAUAUAGAUUUACACACAUUUACUCAAGUAAAUAAACAGAGUUAAUGAUGGGCUAAUAAUCUGCGGAAUUCUGCGGAAAAUCUUCCAUGUGGGCCUAGCCAUAGAUCUCAAACUCAAUUCCUGGGGGGCAGCAGCUCUGCCAGGUUUUGCUCCAACCCUAUCAAACACAGCUGAUCCAAAUAAUGAAGGUGUUCAUGACUCUUUUGAACACCUUGAUUAAUUGGAUCAGCUCCGUUUGAUAGGGUUGGAGCAAAACUGUGCAGAGCUGCGGCCCUCCAGGAACUGACAUUGACAACUAUGCUCUAAGCCAUAGAUCUCAAACUCAAUUCCUGGAAGGCCGCAGCUCUGCACAGUUUUGCUCCAACCCUGAUCAAACACAGCUGAUCCAAAUAAUGAAGGUGUUUAUGACUCUGUUGAACAUCUUGAUUAUUUGGAUCAGCUGUCUUUGACACACUGUAAAAAGUAAUUACUUAAGGGAGUAAACCCUGUUGUCUUAAAAGUGACAGGUAGAUUUAACUUUAAAAAAUGUUAACUAUUUUUGUUCCAACUUAUAACUAUUAAGUUCACUUAAUAUUAAAGUAAUAUUAAAGCAGUGUUUAAUCAAAUUUUAAAGCUUAGUCAACUAAUCUCUUUUGACAGUGUAGGGUUGGAGCAAAACUGAGCAGAGCUGCAGCUCUCCAAGAACUGACUUGGACACCUAUGCUCUAAGCAGUCUCAGAAUACCUGGCUUAUACUUACACGUGUGCAUUGUUGUUUUCCAAAAACAACUUUAAGAUGAUGAUAGAAAAUGAUAAAAUAUUAAUAUUUUUGUUUAGACUGACAAAAUAGAGUGUUAUUUUCUCCAUGUGCUCAUGUUUGUCAGUGUAAGCAGGCCACUCGUCUCUCAAUUCUCAGAAAGUGGCUAAAUGUAUUUACCCAAAGGCCUCAUUUUGUGAAGUAACCAAAUUCUUAAUGUAAAGCACACUAAAGCCCUGCUAUUUUAAGCUUCCCAAUUGUCCCGUCAUUUCUCCAUUCUCCUUUUCUCCAAUAUUAUUAAGUUUAUCAAGGAAAUUUGCACUUUUCCCUCAGCAUUUGUGCUCUAAAACAGACCAGUCGCCUCCUAAACACACAUGAUCUGCCUCUGAGAAACUCGCCUGACCCUCUUUACUCACGAGUAUCUGCUGAUAUAUUUGUACUGUAUAUUUACAUUAGAUAAAAAACAUCAUUAAUAAUUUGUAUUUCUGUCAUUAUUCAUAUUAUUCAGAACUACAUAAAAUGUGAUAUGUUUUUUUAAGCUUUUAAAUGACUUCUUAACAUGUAAGUAGCAAUCAGCCUGUAUUUAAAUCGAGCACAGAUGCACUGGAGUAAAAAUAAAAAGACAAUGUUUGUACAGUA